Molecule: messenger RNA, 2097 nt
Organism: Diaporthe batatas
Lineage: Eukaryota; Fungi; Ascomycota; Sordariomycetes; Diaporthales; Diaporthaceae
Exons: 2
Coding region: 1-2097 (698 amino acids)
Source: RefSeq, a predicted model, not a curated record
AUGAUGUACCGCAACGCCGUGGCGGUGCUCUUCGCACAGGGCGCCCUGGGAGGUCUUCUGCACAGGCAGAAUGUUGCUCCUGCACCGUCGAUGGCGCCAAUCCCUAUAAACGGGUCUGUCGUCAACCCCCCUCCCAAUGGCACGGCUGGUGGGCGAUUCACCACAGAGGUUGUCUACACGACCAACAUCUAUACGGUGACGUCCUGUGCGUCUGAUGUGACGGACUGCCCUGGCCGGACCACCAGCGAGGUGUCUCCCGUCUCGGUCAACACCGUAUAUGUCACUGCGUCCGGAUCGGGUCUUCCGCCGCCGGUCCCUACUGCAAAUGCUACCGGGGUUGCACCGUCUCUGCCACCUCCUCCACCCUCGCUGUCUGCUUCUGAUUUCGUUCUCAGCUCCAACUCUCCCGUCACCGGCGCUGAGGCAUCUGGCUCAGGAAUCCCCCCAACCCCCCCGGUGGCCUCUGGCCCGCCUACGGGACUCCCUCCUCUGCCCACCGUCAACGCCACAGGCGGCGGGGCACAAGCUCCGGCAGCAUCUUCCUCGUCUGCUUCUCUUUCCGGAAGCGCGUCCUCUUCAAACUCGCCCGUCACUGGCUCGGCAGCUCCAUCCUCAUCAGGCCUCCCCCUGCCACCUCCUCCCCCCGCCAACGGCACGGGACUUCCACCAGCACCUGCUACGAACGGCUCGGCUACAAGACUGCCGCCUCUGCCUCCUUUGACCAGUGGGUUCCCUGCAGCAGGCGGCGCCGCAGCCCCGACUGGUGCUCUCAGCAGCAACCUGCCUGUGGCCAGCGGCCCAGUAGGACCUUUUGCCAACACCUCUGUACCGGUAUCCCAGACCACACUGACUGUCGAGGCGACGACCGUCCGCACUGUCAUCUCCUGCGCCCCGACUGUGACCAGCUGCCCUGGUGCGUCUGAGAGCAGUGCCAUCUCGGCUCUGCCCCCCGGGGCCGUCCAGACUAUUGUCGUCACCGAUACCAUUGCUCAGUACACCACCAUCUGCCCUGUUACGGCUGCUUCCUCGCUGUCUUCAUCCAUCGCAUCCAGCUUCUCCUCUGCCAUCACGACUGUGACUGUACCGGGCGGAUCUGAGUCGGUCUUCAUUCCCACCCCAUCUGCUUCCUCAAGCAGCACUGUCGUCAACGUCCCAACUGUUGUCACCGUCACUGUGGACGGUUCCGCAUCCCUGUCAUCCUCCAGUAUCCAGGUCACCACCGCGGUUCCUCCGCCCAACAACGGCGGAGUGCCUGGCAACGGCGGUGGCGAAUCCGAGUCUACUUCCACCCUGGUGACUGUCAUCUCCGUGCCUACCACAAUCCAGACUACCAUCAGCGGUGUCCCUACCACAAUUUCUUCGACCAUUCCAGUGACCAGCGCACUCGCCAUCGGAGGUGGAUCCGGUUCAACUGGCGGUGGCUCAAGCAACAACGGCGGCGGCUCCCAGAACGGCGGCGGCUCCCAGAAUGGCGGCGGCUUCCAGAACGGCGGCGGCCAGAACGGUGGAGGCUCAAGCAACAACGGCGGCGGCUCUCAGAACAACGGAGGCUCGGGCGGCAACGGUGGCAAUGGAGGCAACGGAGGCGGCAAUGGAAACGGUGGUAACGGAGGAAAUGGAGGAAAUGGAGGAAAUGGAGGCGGUGUCGUCCCCUCAGCCUCUUCCACCGUGCAGACCGUGAUCCCCUCGGUCAGCGUCGUGACUAUCACUGUGUCAGGAGGCGCGGAGUCCACCUCGUCCUCUACUGCCCUGCUCACAAGCACCGUGGUCAUCCCCGUCAGCAACGAAGCGUCCGCGACAUCUGAGGUCAGCCCGGAGCAGCCUUCUGAGACUGUCCAGACGGUGCUGCCCACGCAGAGCGUCGUCACUGUCACUGUCAACGGCAGCCAGACGCUCUCCACUUCAAGUGGUCAGCUCACCAGCACAGUCGUCGUCCCGGCGACUACCACUGUCCCACGGGUUACUCAGACCGUCUUCGUGACCGCCACUGGUGGUGGCGGUGGCGCCGGAGGACAGUGCUCUGCGGUCACAGUCACACAGACCCAGACUGUCUGCGCCGUUGAUGGCGUGUGCCCUACUGGUGCUUCCAAGCUGUAG